UUGAUGAUCAGUGUAGCCCCAGCAGUGCCACCUGUCAAAGUCCAUCAGUGCCACCUGUCAGUGUCGAUCAGUGUCACAUCAAUGCCACAUAUCAGUGCAUACCAGUGCACAUCAAUGCCACAUAUCAGUGCCCAUCUGAGCUGCCUUUCAGUGUCAUCCAUCAGUGCCACCUAUCAGUGUGCAUCAUCAGUGCCACCUAUCCGUGCCAGUCAGUGCCGCCUAACAGUGCCAGGCAGUGCCGCCUAUCAGUGCCAGUCAGUGCCGCCUAACAGUGCCAUAUAUCAGUGCCAUUGCCCAUCAGUGAUGCCUGUCAAUGCCCAUCAGGGCCACCUACCAGUGCCUCCUCAUCAGUGCCCAUCAGUGCCACCUAUCAGUGUCCAUCAGUGAAGCCUAUCAGUGCCCAUCACUGUAGCCUCAUUAACGCACAUCAGU
This is a messenger RNA of Staurois parvus, 432 nucleotides long. NCBI's taxonomy places the organism in Eukaryota, Metazoa, Chordata, Amphibia, Anura, Ranidae. The record is from the annotation of a GenBank genome assembly.